Molecule: messenger RNA, 6766 nt
Organism: Seminavis robusta
Lineage: Eukaryota; Bacillariophyta; Bacillariophyceae; Naviculales; Naviculaceae
Source: the annotation of a GenBank genome assembly
CGGAGGCUCAGAUGCUACUAUCCUUACUUCUUUGAUCAGAGUUGGGCACCCACAAGAUACACAAGUAGGGACAAUGCCGGUCCACUUGUUUGCUCCCGCGCUCGGAGCAGCUGCAGCCUGGGGGGCUCUUCAAGAUUGUGAGAGCGAUACACGAGACAGUCCGAAAGAAGAACGACCCAAGCCACGGCCCAACGAGACUCUUUCUAACACGCAGAUUGCAGCCUUUGAAGAUGCCAUUGAAAUCCAACGUCGUCGCAGUAUGAUGUCCUUUAGCAAUGGCGGCUCUCCCACGAGUCCCAGUAGUCGAUUCUUUCAGCAGGCGGCAUUGGGAGAUGAUUUGAGUGUCAGCGAGAAUGAUAACAAUAACAAUGACGGAGAAAAUCCCAAUGCUUCCUACUUGGAUCCACCUUCGGUCAAACACUCCACGUCCACCUACAAUGAAAACCCUGCGGUUCCAGUAGGGUCCUUUACUGGAAACAACAACAACAAUGCCAACAAUACCAGCAACAACAACAAUAACAAUGUCGACGGCCCUCCCAGUAUUCGAAUGAUCAACUCGUUUCCCAUCACGGUGGAUCAAAAACUCGAAAAGCGAAAAAGCGUCCAAUUGCGACGAGGCAGCAGUCUCUACAGUGCCGGCGGUGCUGGAGGCCCCUUGGACUGUGUUCUCAGUGGCUUUGUCGAUGGAGAUUUUGCCGCUGGAAAAGUACGAGACAUUCCCGUCGAUGGAUGUUUUGUCAUGGCAUUUUCACCGCAAACACACUCACUGCUGGCCGUGGGUGCUCGCAAGACACUGGAUUUUUACGAAACCAUUGGGUACAGUCUGGCCUGUCGAUUUCCACGCGAUGCACAAGUCUCGGCCGUUCAGUGGCUGGCGGCUGCUGAUGACCAUCAUACUAAUAGUAGUAAAGCAAAAGCAACCACCCGAAGUGGUCACCACAAUUUGCUGGCGGUGGGGGAUUUGGGUGGUACCGUGAGCUUGUUGCAAGUGCAAGAAGAAGUACUGGAAAUGUACGGACCUACCGUGAAACAUACCUUUCAAGUGGCGCAUCAAAUACGAGCCAUUGAAUUAAGACUUGUGGGCCAUGAUAGAAUACUCUUGGUGGUGGGGGAUAAGGGAGGCAAUGUUACAUUUUCAGAAUACUCGAGAGAACUGGAGCCACUGACCAAUCAUGUAGCCGUAUCCAUGCCGAAUGACAAAGUGCUGUCUUUGGCCCUACGCACCAAUCCUCAUCCACCACAGCAACAAGAACAAGAUUCUGGCAAUGCUGCAACGACAACAAUGACAUCGUAUCUGGGGGUGAGUUUUAUGGGUGGGGAAGCUAGGGUAUAUGAGUUGGAUACAAGUGACGGCAACCUGAAGCUGAAACCGCAACCAGUAUUUGCUCACACCCGACGAGGGGCGGUUCGUUCCGUCACCUUUUCACCCGACGGAGACCUCUUUGUCUUGGGAGGGUACGAUAAAACAGCAGUUUUGGUGGACACACAACUCUGGAGGGUGGUCCGAGAACUCAAAUUGGAAGGAACCAUCAACGUGCUCGAAUUUGACCCCGCCACUCGCUAUCUGGCGGUUGGUACACGCGACAAGUCAUUUGUGGUGUUUGAUACUUCCACCUUUGUCGCCAUCAAAAAAUUUGCCUCUCCGGGAUGGGUGACUGACAUUUCCUGGGGACCCCGCAAUUCGUACAAGGACUGUGUGGCGGUACGUUGUGAGCGAACGUGCGUUUCCUUGUUGGAUUUGACUCCCAUUAGUCGCACCACAUUCGAAUUGGAAGACGAAUUGGAUGGUUCCAAGGAAUGUGCCAUAUCAUGGAGUCAAACGGGACGGUAUUGUGCUAGGAUUCAUGGAUGCUCCGUGCGUGUCUCGGAUUCCUACAACUCGUUUCAGGACGUUGCUAAAUUUGAAGGAGAUGGUACACUGCGGGGCGUUGCGUUUUGUCCUGCGGAGGGGAAGGAAAACAUAUUGGCAGUGGUUGGAUUGGAUGGGCACAUGACUGUGUUGAAGCUGUGCCCAUUUGGUAGUGGGUUGGUGUUUCAAGUGGUAAAGGCAUUGUUUGUCGAGGAGCAUUUGUGGGUCGUCAGGUGGACUCCUGAUGGAGCCGUCCUUGCAACGGGUGGUAGAGGCAAGGUGCUGCACCUGUUCAAUGCUCAGACGUUUGAGCGGAUUCUGAGCCAGAAGAUUGAUGGCAGAAUAUGGGGUAUCGACUUUUGUCGCACAGUACGAACCGACGCAACAACCAGCCCAAGGACUAUUGCAGGUGUCACAAGCCCGGUCAGUAUUGCCACGGGCAGCUAUGGUUGGCAAAUGGCCGUGGCAUCUGGAGCCGACGUUGCCAUCAUCUUUGAUACUUCUUUGCAACCGUGGCUCCAGGUACACCGACCCAGAACAGCGCGCGCAUUGCGAUAUCAUCCCAAUCUACCUAUACUAGCAAUUGGCGAUGGCUCUGGUUGCCUUGCGAUUGUAGAUUAUGAACAAGAAGAAACUCUCAAGGAUUUUCUUGUGGGAAGCCGCGUCAACACUUUGGAUUUUAGCCCCAAAGGCGACUUCCUCGUGGUUGGUACGGACGACUGUGUCUUUACACUCUACGAAACAUUUACAUACAAACCUGUUCAAGCCAUACCAGUGCAAGGAUUUGCAAUGAUUUCAUCUUUUUCACCAAACGGGCAAUGCCUCGGGCUUGGGACUGCUGAAGGUAUAUAUUCAAUCACGCGCCUUGGCCCCCUUCUCGGCGUUGAUUUGGCACCCUUGGAAUUGGGAGUUGACCCGGAGGUGUUGUACCGGAGUGGGGAUGGGCCAAGCUUCAUCCAACGCCUCAUGAGGAAGGGGGAUCAAGACAGUCUUCAUUUAGUCGCAAAGAUACUGCAUCAACAUCCCGAAGCAAUCUACGCAUUCGAUCGUCAAGCCAAGGAAUCGUGCUUUGAUACGGCUCUCAUCCUUAGAAAACCCAACUUACUCAAGCUGGCAGUGAUGAUUUUGGUUGACGGCAACCUAAAAUUGGACAGUGACGCCAUCAUGACAUCGCCCAUUCCAUUGAAAGCAAGGAUGGCAUUGGAUACUAUCCUUCAAGAGUAUUCGCCAGAGUUCGUGGUGGACAUUAUGCGAGCCAUGACGUUUCUGAAGGUACCUUUUUCAAGUCCGAUGGUCAUGAAAGAGGGAGAUUGCAGGGAACGAGGCUCGGAUAGUUUCAUGGACCCGUGGCCACGGAAAUAUAAGUUGACAAACGAAAAAGCUGAAGGCGUCAUUUCACGUGGGACUGUCAUGAGGAUACCGGCUGUUCUGCCAUUGCCGGGGCUAGGAACCAUGCAGUUUCUAUCCUCGUUGAUUGAAAAAGCGCCACCUACCGUGUUCGACAAUGAUGCAAUUGCCAUAGUUUUGCGCGUGCUUUGGAAGAAUCAUAUACAGAAAUACUUCAUUCUGGAUCUCAUCACCUACACGACUUUCUUUGUUUUGUGGAUCGUCUUGGUCGACAAAAAGUCGGGCACGACAGAAGAGGAGAACGAGGGCACGGCCAUGGGAACCAUGGCAGUUGCGAUCUCAGUUUUGAUUCUGAACACAUUGUUUGCUGUGAAGGAAUUGGUUCAAUCCGACUACGGGAGAAGACCUGGAUACAUUCGAUCAGUUUGGAACAUUGUCGAUUUGCUUGCCAUUAGCUGCGUCUGGUACUACGUCGUAGUGGGAUGUUUUAUCGAUGAAUUGAGUCCAGGCUUGGAACCACUAGCCGUGGUUACGAGCCUUCUUCUUACAGUGAGGCUUGUGGCAUAUCUGAGAGGCAUCAGCGACACAGGGUGGCUUGUAUCGGUCUUGACGCACAACUUGCACGAUGUCCGGGGUUUCCUGCUGAUCCUUUUUGUGCUUUUAGUGGGGUUCACAACAACUUUCCGCAUUCUAUUUCAAGAUGUGAAAGGUCCUUGUGAAAUCGAAUAUGAUCAAGAGACAAGUACCCUGGCGGAGAGCUGCGAAGCCGCCCCGUUUGAUUCGUAUGCUCGGAGUUUCGUGUCUUCCUUUCAAAUGGUGAUCCUUGGGGAGUACGAGCCGAGCCUUCUCUACGAGAGCGAAUACGCUGUCCUUGCAAUUAUCAUCUUCAUCGUAGCUGUUACUUGUGUUUUGAUUGUGGCCUUGAACGCAUUGAUUUCUGUCUUAGCAGAUAGCUACGCGAGGGUGCAGGCAAACGCAGCAGCGAAUCGACGCAAGGAACGAGCUGAGCUUAUCGUGGAGUACAUGUCCAUUCUGCCACCAAGCAAGAGACAAUCAAUUGAAAAAAGAACAACUUACUUUCAUGCUCUGUUCGAGUCUGACGCCGAUGGUGACCUACUCCUAGCCAAAGACGAUUGGCAGGGAGGGUUGAAUGCUUUAAGACGCGAGAUGGAAGAGCUGAUCAACGCAACAUCAGAAAGGAAUCAAAAACAGCUGGAACAAUUCAAAACCGAGAUUGAUUCAGAAAUCAACGGCCUGCGCAGGGAGCUGGUGUCGCUCCUCGAAGACAUGGCAGGAGAUGUUCGAAGCAUUCGCCGACUGCAAUCGCACGACGGAAUCACUCUGAAUGGUAAAAACGUCGCAAAAGCAGUCAAAGCUGUGAAGUCCAUUGGACGGCAUGGCAAAAAAGCCAUCUUUGGAGAGCAGAAGCCUUGAGUUUCGUAGGAAGUGUUGAUACAACGGGUAGUAUCUCUCACGUUUCUCCUCUCAAGAGGAGCUGCAGUCGCCAAAACCAAUCAACCGACUGGGUCACUCUUGCAACCUCGCGCCGCAUCUGACAUUCAUCAUCCAACAAUUCACAACGACGAGUGGACUGUCAAUUGAAAGUGGCCAAAUAACCCGACGAUCAGCUUAUGAAACUUGGAGCUUACUACGCAGUACAGUUCGAUCUGUCGUCACUGAAUCUGGGAGCAGUUCGAUCCAGCUUGCCACUGUACCGGUACUGGUACCGCCAGAACACAUCGUGCACCGUGCAACUUCAGCCUGGUCAUGUAGCUACUGGUACCUACACCAGCAGAUCUCAGCUUGGUGCUGUUUGAAGAGAGUAACUUUGCAGGUACCCGGUCAUUCAGCAGCAGAUCUCGGCUUGGUGCUGUUGUCCCUGGCGACUUUUUAUGACAGCUUGCAGAGCAGGUUGGUAUGUUACCAUAGUGUAUGAAUGUCAAGACGGCCAGCAGACACGAACAUAGAAAGCUUGAGGAUUACUGUAAUAAUUCGUAAAGGGAUCAACAUGCCGAAAAGCACCGCCCGAGUCGGAAAAAAAAACAUGUCCCGCCCAAGUCGCGCAACCAGAGUUGAUCAUCCUCCACCACCACAACAAGGCAUGAGCAAAAUGGCCGGUCGUUGCAAAGGAGGUGAUUCUGGGGUUGCGCCAAUGGUCCCGGUAUUUUCUCUAGUUUAGUUGCUCAUGAUUUCCAAACUGUCAAUCGCGAUUUCUUCUAUCGUCUUGAAUAUGUGUAUUGGUUCGAUUCAAUUCAUCCGAUCACGGCCGCCCACAACAGAGUGACACAAUUGCUUCCGCAGCUCGAUCUACACCCUCAUCAUUUAAAUCCAUAUGCGUGCAAAGACGAAACAACUCUCCACCACGGCUGUACCCACCCGAAAGCUUGAUUCCAUAUUCCUUGAGCAGGCGCGGAAUCAAUUCCUCUCGUGAGACUUUGCUGUCGGGUGGCAGUCCAAAAAAGAUCAAAUUGGUAUCGACUUGACCAUUGCGUGGCAAGAAAAAGCCAUUGCUGUGCAGUUCCGCUCCCAAUCGUUUGGCCCGAAUAUGAUCUUGCUCGAGUCGCUCCACAUUAUUCUGUACGGCAUAGAGUCCCAUGGCCGCCACCACACCGGCUUGUCGCAUUCCACCUCCACAUCGUUUGCGUGCUCGUUUGGCCAGUCGAAUGAAUUCCUUGUCUCCCACCAAGACACUUCCCAGUGGAGCGCCCAGUCCUUUGGAGAGACAAAUGCUGACACUGUCGACGUGUUGACAUAUGUUUUGGAGUGAUUGUUGGGAUGCCACAACGGCAUUGAAGAUUCUGGCUCCAUCAAUAUGAAGUUGAAUGCCCAAUUCGUCAUGUGCCAAUUUCCCAGUGGCGUGAAUGUCGUCUGGAUUCAGUACGGCUCCUCCCAGCAUGUUGUGUGUAUUUUCCAAACAAAUCAGAGCCGUCUUGGCACAAUGAUCAUCGGUAUCGAGCCGAAAGGCAUCCCGAAUAUCGUCGUGUCGCAAGACACCGUCGGGAGUUUCUGGCAAUUGUCGCGUGUGCACUCCUGCCAAACUGGCGGCAUUCCCCGCUUCCCACAAGGAAAUGUGCGAAUUGGCACCAAUGAUGAUUUCUCCCGCACGAGUGUGACAAUGCGCCAUGAUGGAGACUAGAUUGGCCAUGGUCCCUGUGGGCACGUACAAUCCAGCCUCUUUGCCCGCCAAAUCUGCCAUGUAUUCUUGUAGCUGAAUGACCGUGGGAUCUUCGCCCAUGACAUCGUCCCCCGUUGGAGCUGUCAAGGCAGCUUCCAGCAUGGGACGAGAGGGUGCCGUCACGGUGUCACUGCGAAGAUCUACCACGGAAGAAGAAGAAGAAAAGCAUCGUCUACUACUACUCGUCGUUUUCGAAUAAUGAACUGCUCCAGGGGAAGAUCGAUUGCACCCAGUCAAUCGGCAUAAGAGGCGUGGGAGGGCAUUCAAUCUCAUUGUUAUUGUGCUGACGGUAAGAGUCUACUAUAAGCGUUUGUUUUAACUUGACAGAGGAAACACUUCCAAAGGCAGUUCUUUGGGGGUUUGGAGAGUGACAGUCAGCAAAAUUGGGGACAAAG